CAGCCCAGGCUCAGGCUGAGGCAGGGCCGGCAUGAAGAGCCCAGUUCCAGCAGCCAGGGCCUCCUCCAGAGGAGGAGCUCACAGCCUCUGACCUCACAAUAGCCCGGGCCCGCUGGGCCAAUCUUGCAAACCCUGGUGCCAUCCUCCAGCCCGGGCAAGGCCCGGGGCUCUGGGCAGCCUGCAGGCACUGCGCUCCCUGGGCAUGUCUCUCCUCACCAAUUAUGAGGGGCUUCGGCAUCAAAUUGAGAGGCUGGUUAGGGAAAAUGAGGAGCUGAAGAAGCUAGUACGGCUGAUUCGGGAGAACCACGAGCUCAAGUCAGCAAUCAAGACACAGGCAGGCGGACUGGGCAUCAGCGGGUUCCCAGGAGGGCUCAACGAGGCCAUGGCUGCCCCUGCUGCCCACCAGGGUGUCUUCAUGCCCCAGUCACCGGCAGCGGCGAGUGAGCCCAUCCUAGAAGACGUGGGGAUCAUGUCUCUGGCCCCCCUAGCUGAAAUGCUGAGCAAUCAGCAGCCCAGCCCUCUCAGCUCACUGCUGACUGGCACAGGAUCAAUCACACAGAGCACCCCUCUCACGGGCAUCCUGACGGGUACCCUGGGCAGCCACCUGACAGGCUCUAUGGCAGUACCCCCAUCAGGCACGCUGAACAGCUCCCUGGGCCUGCCCUCCACUGCCCCCCUGGCUCCAAGUAGCCACCUAGCUGGCUCCAUUGCGGUGCCCCCAACAGGCACACUGAACAGCUCCCUGGGACUACCCUCCACCAGCCCCCUAACUCCAGGCAGCCAGCUGGCCAGCUCUGUGGCAGUUCCCCCAACAGGCACGCUGACCAGCUCUCUGGGCCUGCCCUCCACCAGCCCCUUGACUCCACGCAGCCACUUGCCUGGCUCAAUGGCAGUGCCCCCAGUGGGCACACUGAGUAGUUCGCUUGUCCUGCCCUCCACCGGCACAUUCACUCCAAGCAGCCCCCUGGCUGGCCACCUAGCCAUGUCACUGAACAGCACCCUGCUCCCCUCCACAACUGCCUCCAUUGGCAUCAAUCAGAACCUUGUGCCCACCCCCAUGAAUAAUCGGGUGGCAUCAGAGGCACCAAGGGUACGGCCGCCAGAACCACUCCAAGGAAGUGCCCCUGGGCCUCAGCCCUCCAAAGCCCCAUUCUCUACUGAGCAUCCCCGCUCCAACCAGGACCCGGAGCCCCAGAGCAUGGUGUUUGUGGGUGCACCCCUCCAGGCCUCCAGCCCCAUCACACCCAAUCCCAUGCCUGCCUUCCUUGUCACUUCAGAUGCCAGUUCUGCUGCCCCCCCAGAACAAGCGACUCCUGCCUCUGUCCCAAAGUCCACAGGCGGUUCCCCCACUGUCCCUCCCACUACCUCCAUUCCUACCCCACAAUCUGCAACCUGCCAAACUCUCUCCAGCACCACCCACGGGAACAACCGUACAGCUCACUCUCCCACCCGGGCACACCACUCCCCCACCCGGCCACUUACUUCCCAGUCCCCUUCACGAAAUCCCCACUCCCCACCUCGAGCCUCAUCCUCCCCCGCUUCGGUCCCCCGAGUCAAUGAUACAUCUCGGAAGAGCAUCCUGGACUUGGAGCGAAAGCUGGCCCACCGCAAGACCAGCAAGUUCCCCGAUAUCUGCCGAGAGUCGAAGCAGCUGGCCUGGGAGAGGCUGGUGGGGGAGAUCGCCUUCCAGCUGGACCGCCGGAUCCUGUCCAGCAUAUUCCCAGAGCGUGUGCGCCUCUACGGCUUCACCGUCUCCAACAUCCCUGAGAAGAUCAUCCAGGCCUCCCUAAAUCCCAAUGACCACAAGCUGGAUGAGGAACUCUGCCAGACGCUCACACAACGCUAUGUGUGCAUCAUGAACCGGCUACAGAGCCUAGGCUACAAUGGGCGGGUGCACCCUGCACUGACAGAGCAGCUGGUGAACGCCUACGGUAUCCUGCGUGAAAGGCCAGAGCUGGCGGCUUCUGAGGGCGGUUCCUACACUGUGGACUUCCUACAGCGUGUGCUGGUGGACACAGUGCACCCCAGCAUGCUCAGUGAUGCACUGCUGCUGCUCUCCUGCCUCAGUCAACUGGCCCAUGACGAUGGCAAGCCCAUGUUCAUCUGGUGACGCCAUGACUUCAGCCAUGGCUCCUCACCCCCACCCGCCCUACCAUUAAAGCCUCCCAUGGCUUGCUGCUUCCA
Messenger RNA from Erinaceus europaeus (western European hedgehog), 2184 nucleotides. RefSeq names its product spermatogenesis and centriole associated 1 (gene SPATC1). The transcript is spliced from 5 exons. Bases 203 to 2110 code for a protein of 635 amino acids. The record is from RefSeq and is a predicted model, not a curated record. Lineage: Eukaryota; Metazoa; Chordata; Mammalia; Eulipotyphla; Erinaceidae.